AUGGCCAGUCUUCAGUUCCACGGCAAUGUCAGUGCGGACAUCAGGUAUGAUAUUAGCCUGGAUCCGGCCAGGGAAUCGAAUCUCUUCCGCCUGCUAAUGAGACAACAGUUGGCGAUGGGCACGCGGCCAUCUCCGCGGUUGCCCAACUGGUGGCCGAAGCGGCUGGAAAUGAUGGGCCAGGUGCUGGCCAAGGCCUAUUGUUCCAUGGUGAUUUUUACGUCGCUGCAUUUGGGUGUGCUGUUCACCAAAACCACACUGGAUGUCCUGCCGACGGGGGAGCUGCAGGCCAUAACCGACGCCCUCACCAUGACCAUAAUAUACUUUUUCACGGGCUACGGCACCAUCUACUGGUCCCUGCGCUCCCGGCGCCUUUUGGCCUACAUGGAGCACAUGAACCGGGAGUAUCGCCAUCAUUCGCUGGCUGGUGUGACCUUUGUGAGUGGCCAUGCGGUCUACAGGAUGUCCAGGAACUUCACGCUGGCGUGGAUGAUAUCCUGCCUGCUGGGCGUGAUAUUCUGGGGCGUUUCGCCACUGAUGAUGGGCAUCCGUAUGCUGCCGCUGCAUUGUUGGUAUCCCUUCGAUGCCCUGGGACCCGGCACAUAUUCCGCGGUUUAUGCCACACAACUUUUCGGCCAGAUCCUCGUGGGCAUGACCUUUUCAUUCGGGGGCUCCCUGUUCGUCACCUUGAGCCUGCUGCUCCUGGGACAGUUCGAUGUGCUCUACUGCAGCCUGAAGAACCUGGAUGCCCACACCAAGCUGCUGGCCGGGGAGUCUGUAAAUGGCCUGAGUUUGCUGCAAGAGGAGUUGCUGCUAGGAGACGCCACCCGGGAAUUAAAUCAGUACGCUCUGCUGCAAGAGCACCCCACGGAUCUGCUGAGGUUGGCGGCAGGACGAAAAUGUCCUGGCCAGGGCAAUGCAUUCCACAACGCCUUGGUGGAAUGCGUUCGCUUGCAUCGCUUCAUCCUGCACUGUGCCCAGGAGCUGGAGAACCUAUUCAGUCCAUAUUGUCUGGUCAAGUCCCUGCAGAUCACCAUCCAACUCUGCCUGCUGGUCUUCGUGGGCGUUUCGGGCACUCGGGAGGUCCUGCGCAUUGUCAACCAGCUGCAGUACUUGGGACUGACCAUCUUCGAGCUCCUGAUGUUCACCUAUUGCGGCGAGCUGCUCAGUCGGCAUAGCAUUCGAUCUGGCGACGCCUUCUGGAGGGGGGCGUGGUGGAAGCACGCUCACUUCAUUCGCCAGGACAUCCUCAUCUUCCUGGUUAAUAGUCGACGGGCAGUUCACGUGACUGCCGGCAAGUUUUAUGUGAUGGAUGUGAAUCGCCUAAGAUCGGUUAUAACGCAGGCCUUUAGCUUCUUGACUUUGCUGCAGAAGUUGGCUGCCAAGAAGACGGAAUCGGACCUCUAA
Molecule: messenger RNA, 1404 nt
Organism: Drosophila teissieri
Lineage: Eukaryota; Metazoa; Arthropoda; Insecta; Diptera; Drosophilidae
Gene: Or85e
Product: putative odorant receptor 85e
Exons: 3
Coding region: 1-1404 (467 amino acids)
Biological process (GO): sensory perception of smell; detection of chemical stimulus involved in sensory perception of smell
Cellular component (GO): plasma membrane
Molecular function (GO): odorant binding; olfactory receptor activity
Source: RefSeq, a predicted model, not a curated record